Molecule: messenger RNA, 2013 nt
Organism: Vitis riparia (riverbank grape)
Lineage: Eukaryota; Viridiplantae; Streptophyta; Magnoliopsida; Vitales; Vitaceae
Exons: 7
Coding region: 289-1797 (502 amino acids)
Source: RefSeq, a predicted model, not a curated record
GAGGAUAUGAUACCCUCUCUACUGAGGCCCUCUCUUUUGACUUUACCUUAUUACAUUUAAUUUCUAUCUUUACUGUUGAGCCUUAAUCACUGUUGCUUGCUUUGUCUCUAUCGUUUUCCUCUCUCCCUCUCUAUAUAUCUCUCAAAAAGGGGUGUGCUGAUUAACAUGUAAAAAGAAGCCAAACAUUGUUGGUGGGGUAUUCUUCUUGAGAGUGUUUCUGACGAUUCCAAGCUUGAAUCUUCAUGUUUGAGCACCGAUGUUCUUUGGUUUUCUGCUGAAACAACAACAAUGACGAAUAAUUGGGUUGGUUUGUUUCUCAUUCUCGUGGUUUUUGGUGGGUUCUCGUCAGUCUCAGCCUCCCCACCUGUUGCAAAAAUUGUUAGUGGAAUUGUGUCCAAUGUGGUCUCUACUCUUGUGAAGUGGCUGUGGUCACUGAAGUCUACCACCAAUACAGCAAUUUCUAGCCAUUCCAAGAUGAAUUUUGAGGAUGGAUAUACUGUGGAAACAGUGUUUGAUGGUAGUAAGCUGGGAAUCGAACCAUACUCUCUAGAGGUAUCCACAAGUGGAGAGCUUCUCGUUUUGGACUCUGAAAACAGUAACAUUUACAAGAUCUCAUCCCCACUCUCUCGAUAUAGCAGACCCAAACUGGUUGCUGGCUCGCCUGAUGGGUACUCUGGGCAUGUAGAUGGGAAGCUAAGAGAAGCAAGGAUGAACCAUCCAAAGGGGCUUACAAUGGAUGAGAGAGGAAAUAUUUACAUUGCAGACACUAUGAAUAUGGCUAUCAGGAAGAUCAGUGAUGCAGGAGUUACAACUAUAGCAGGAGGAAAGUGGGGGCGAGGAGGGGGCCAUGUCGAUGGUCCAAGUGAAGAUGCAAAGUUCUCAAAUGAUUUUGACGUGGUUUACAUUGGAAGUAGUUGCUCUCUUUUGGUUAUAGACAGAGGAAACCAGGCAAUUCGGGAGAUCCAACUUCAUUAUGAAGAUUGUGCUUACCAGUACAAUGGUAGUUUUCAUUUAGGGAUAGCAGUCCUUGUUGCAGCUGGUUUCUUUGGUUAUAUGCUGGCAUUGCUGCAACGUAGAGUGGCAGCAAUGUUUUCUUCCCAAUAUGAUUCAAGCACUCCUAUGAAGAAAGGUAUGCCUCCAGAAUCAUAUCAGAGGCCUCUUAAAUCAGUCAGGGCCCCCUUAAUCCCAGCUGAAGAUGAGUAUGAGAAAGCAGAUGAGGGGUUCUUCGGUUCACUUGGGAGGCUUUUCCUCAACACAGGUUCAACUCUGGCUGAAAUAUUUGGGGGAUUGUUUUCAGGUUCUAGAAAGAAGCCACCCCACCAGCAAAUCCAGCAGCAGUACGGGCAACCGAAUGUGCACUCAAAUGGCUGGCCCAUGCAAGAGAGCUAUGUGAUUCCAGAUGAAGACGAGCCACCAUCAAUAGAGUCCAGAGCCCCAACACCCAAGAAAACUUAUCCAUUUAUGACUCCAGAAAUGGAGAAGGCCCACCAUUUCAGGCAAAGUCGGACUUUCUACAGCAAUGGUUGGGAUGGGAAUUAUCAGCAACUGCAACAAAAGCAGAUACAGCAAAAGCAGCAAUACCAGCAGCACCAUCAAAAGCAUUACUCAUCGAAUCCCCAGACUUACUAUGAGCAGAGCUGUGAGACAAAAAAUGAGAUUGUUUUUGGAGCAGUUCAGGAGCAGGAUGGACGACGUGAAGCUAUGGUGAUAAAGGCUGUUGACUAUGGAGAUCCUGUUUAUAAUCACCAUAACAUUCGACCCCGUCUCAAUUACAUGGGUUAUUCCCAUGCCUACUGAUCUUGUGUCCUAGGAAUAUAUAUGAAACUGGAAGAUGAUAUUUUUGAAAUGAAAGUAGGAUUGCACUGUGAUUUUCCUUUUUUUUUUCUUUAAGAAGGAAUGUUAGUUCUCCCAAGUUUCCUUCAGUGAAUGAAUGUAUGACAAAGCAACACACAAACCAUGCAGAAUCUGUAUCGUCUUUUUGACUUUGAAAUCAAGAGAAUCAAAGAUUGGUCA